AUGGCAAGCUACAAAGAAACAGUAGCUGCAAUACUGCAAGAGCGUGAUAUCGGUCUUGCCAAGGUCGAGCCCAAGCUGCAAGGAAUCCCACAUGAGCUCCCUCUCAAUUCACGAGACCUCCCUAAAGCAGUCUUGACUGCACGCGAGAUAGAGAUUACCGAAAAGUACUCUGUCACAAAACUUCUAGACGUCCUCCGAAAGAGAGAAAUCAAGGUUGAAGAAGUGACCCGUGCUUUCUUGCGGAGGGCUGCCUUGGCUCAAGUUGCGACCAACUGCGUGGUCACUCUCAUGUGGGAUGAAGCUAUUGAACGCGCCAAAUAUCUAGAUUCGUUACCUGAACCCAAAGGCAUGCUCUUCGGUCUGCCAAUUUCGGCUAAGGAACAUCACGGUAUGGUCGGAAAGAAUGUGACGACCCAUGCGUCUUUUGUAGCAUGGAUCAACAAGGCCCAUGGAUCCAACCUUCUUUACGACAAUCUAUAUGACGAAGGCUGUGUCUUUUACGUACGAACGACACAGCCUCAGACAAUCAUGCAUCUUGAGACUAGCAGCACCAUAUAUGGACGAACUGUAAACCCAUUCAACCGCAAUUUGACGCCUGGUGGUAGCAGUGGAGGUGAAGGAGCUCUCAUUGGAUUUCGAGGAAGUAUUCUGGGUGUUGGUGGAGAUAUUGGUGGUAGUAUUCGUUGCCCAGCAGCCCAUAACGGAAUCUAUGGUUUCAAACCGACUCUCAAGCGGAUCUCAACCAUGGGUGCACGAUCUAUCAUGAUUGGAAAGGAAACCGUGUCUUCAACAGGAGGUCCAAUGGCUGCCGACCGCGAGUCGCUUGAACUUUUUAUGAAGGUAGCCCUGGCAUCCAAACCAUGGCUCAUCGAUCCCUCUCUUACCGUCAAAGAGUGGACACCAUACAAAUUUGAUCGACCUUUGAAGAUUGCCAUUCAAUGGUGGGAUGGUGUCGUGCAGCCCCAUCCGCCUAUGACCAGGGCUUUGAGAGAAGUGGCAGAGGCUUGUCGUAAAGCUGGUCAUCAAGUCGUAGACUGGGACUGUGAACCUUUGGAUCAUGCAAAGGGCUGGGAAAUAGUCUCAGCAUUAUACUGGCCCGAUGGAGGAAAGCAAGCAUUGGAUCUUCUCGAAGCAGCUGGAGAGCCUGUUCUUCCUUUGACAAAGUUCAUUAUAGAACAACCAAGCGUAAAGAACAUGAACAUGCACGAGUUGUGGGAGCUUUGCACCAAGCGAGACGACUAUCGCGCGGCAUAUGCUCGCGCCUGGACCUACACGGGUAACGACGACGGUAGAGAAGUCGAUGUCAUUUUGUGCCCACCUUAUUUUGGAGCAGCAUCUCCCCAUGAACAGUCACGUUACUGGGGCUAUACGGCUCACUGGAACCUACUGGACUAUCCAGCAGCAGUUUUCCCAGUAACAACUGUUGAUCCUUCUAAAGACCCCAAGGAUGUCAACUAUGUCCCCAAAAACGAUGAUGACAAGUUUGUAUACGAUCAGUACGAUCCUACUACGUUUGCGGAUGGUGGCCUUGGAUCUGCAUUGGCACUGGCUCUGAAGCCGUUCGGAUGGCGAGUCCUUGGAUCAGGUCGAGACCUUUCAAAGUUAAAGGCCCUUCAAGACGCCGGCAUUGAAUGCAUACAAAUGGACAUCAACUCCACUGAGUCCAUCUCAAAGGCCACAGACGAGGUCAGGAAACUCACUGGAGGCUCGCUCGAUGCCCUGGUCAACAAUGCUGGUACAGGAUACAGCAUGCCCAUUCUUGAUGUUGAUCUAGACAAGAUCCAUGAGGUUUUCGAACUCAACGUCUUUUCAAUCAUUCGAGUGACUCGGGUCUUCUUACCACUUUUGAUCGAAUCUUCGCAUGGCGGUAUGCUCAUCAACAACACAUCUGCCUCAGGACUGCUCGGCGUCGGUACUCCAUUCCAAGGCGCUUAUGCAGCAUCCAAAGCAGCGGCAACUAGCUUGACUGAAAGUUUGAGACUGGAACUUGAGCCUUUUGGCAUCCGAGUCAUCAACCUGUUGACUGGGGCUGUCAAAACAACAUUCUUUGUCAACGCGCUUGGUGCCAAACUACCAGAGAACUCCAUCUACAGCAUCGCCAAAAACGAAAUCGAAUCAACAAUGGCUGGAAAUAUGCCAGGGAUCGUCAAGCCAGAUGCCGCGACGUGGGCGAAACAGGUGGCCUCUGAUCUCAGCCAGCCCAAAGUACCACAUCUGGUCUCAAGAGGCGGCUCGGCAGGGACAGCGCGAUACGCUACUCUUUUCCCAACUGGUACUUUUGAUAGCCUGAUUAAGAAGUCAGGGGGUGUUGAUGUUUUAGAGCGCAAAUUGAAAGACCAGAAGACAGAUUCUAAGAGCAAACAAUGGCAAGUCGUAGCAGCCGAACGAGUGCGGUCGUCCGAAUAUGAUAGCGGCCUUCAAUUCGAAGCCAUCAGGCACAAGAUCAUGAUCCCAGCUGUAAAAACGCCUUUCACGGUUCUUGAUGAAGGCAAGAAAGUCCCUGGCGCUCUUCCGGUAGCAUGCUGGAGAUAUUUGUUUUCCCAAAACCUUGAUCGCAUGGCUCUCAAAUGCCGAGGUCAAAUAGUCGAUCAUCUUUGGAUCGUCGAGCGAUACCGCGACCGUCUCCGAAUCUACGCAAGGAUGAGUUUCUUUGUUACUUCCCUCGCUAUAGGCAAGUGGUAUCCACAUGAGACCAGCUAA
This is a messenger RNA of Fusarium poae, 2700 nucleotides long. RefSeq lists its product as uncharacterized. The record is from RefSeq and is a predicted model, not a curated record. Lineage: Eukaryota; Fungi; Ascomycota; Sordariomycetes; Hypocreales; Nectriaceae. Gene Ontology annotation, molecular function: oxidoreductase activity. Bases 1 to 2700 code for a protein of 899 amino acids. The transcript has 8 exons.